Messenger RNA from Suillus paluster, 930 nucleotides. RefSeq lists its product as uncharacterized. The transcript has 8 exons. NCBI's taxonomy places the organism in Eukaryota, Fungi, Basidiomycota, Agaricomycetes, Boletales, Suillaceae. The record is from RefSeq and is a predicted model, not a curated record. The coding region runs from base 1 to 930 and encodes 309 amino acids.
AUGACAUCUUCUCUCUAUUCUCCACCUCUCAAAUCACUGACUCCCGAGCUGUUGUCCCAGCUCAAAGAGCGCAGUGAAAAGUUUCUCUUCGAGAUCAUCAGCACGAACUGGAAAUCACAGUUCUACCAAACCGCUGAUGAGCUCAACAUCUUCAGCCACACUGUUGAAAUGUUGCACGAUGCAUAUGACACUUGCAAACCUUCCUUGGUUCGGUUUUUCAACGAACCCUGCCAGGAAUCCGAGGUCAUUAACCUUUUUGCACCUGGUUUCCCUGUCUUCCUCGCACUAUCUAGUGCGACCUCGGGGAAGGCACCUAAAUAUUUCGCGAAGUAUAGAGAAACUACCUACCGUGCACUAGGCGCUCAGGGCCAGAGCAUAUACGCGUAUCGCUUAGCGUAUAGGGUUGUAAGUGUCUUCCGUGGAGAUAAAGACAUUGUGCGAAAAAUUACCGUCUCCGGAGUGGGUACUGCUGCUCCACAGGCAGGCACAAUAACAGAACUUGAAAAUAUCGAGCACGUUGCUUCACUUCUGAGUAUAUUCUUCGGUAUUAUGCUCAAUAACAACUAUCAGGUGAAGCAUCUGUUUAGCCCUGAUAUAAUACUCCAAUCGCACGGAUUUGGCAGUAUUUUAUUGGAUGAUGGGUUCGUUGAGCACCCCGACUUGGUCUCAGAGGAGGUUGCUGACAGCUAUAUGCGUCACGAUAUUUGUCGAAAGGCGGAAGGUUCGAUUGUUUUAUCGGUGACGGAAGCUCAACUGGUUGAAUCGAUAUUUUCUGUGACCCAAGACACAAUCGGUCAAGUUAUGGAAGUUCCUUGUUUCAAAGAUGUUCGACAACUUCAUCAUACUAUUGAAUUCUUUUUGGAGCUAGCUCAGGAGCCAGGUAUGUUAAGCACCACCUCCCGGCAUCCUCGCAAAGCAGUGACUGUUUGA